Messenger RNA from Lodderomyces margitis, 748 nucleotides. RefSeq lists its product as uncharacterized. The transcript has a single exon. The record is from RefSeq and is a predicted model, not a curated record. Gene Ontology annotation, cellular component: membrane. Gene Ontology annotation, molecular function: amino acid transmembrane transporter activity. The annotation marks the transcript as partial. Lineage: Eukaryota; Fungi; Ascomycota; Pichiomycetes; Serinales; Debaryomycetaceae. Gene Ontology annotation, biological process: amino acid transmembrane transport.
UGCUGCCACCCAUUCGUCACCAUAUGUCAUUGCUGCCGAAAUGCAUGGGGUUAAAGUGUUGCCCCAUAUAAUCAAUGUAGUGAUUUUGCUUUCAGUAACUUCUGUGGGUGUGGCUGCCAUGUAUAGUUCACAACGGUUGAUUCAAUCGUUGGCCCAUCAGAAAUUGGCACCUAAAUGGUUGGAUUAUGUUGAUAAACAAGGUCGUCCUUUGAGAGCAUGGUUCCUUACUGUGCUUUCGUCUUUUUUCUCAUUUAUUGCCGCUUAUCAUGACCAAGAGACCGUUUUUACCUGGCUUUUAUCGAUUUCAGGAAUUUCAUUUGUUGCGUGUUGGUUAUUCAUUUGCGUUUCUCAUCUUCGAUUCAGAGCCGCCUUGAAACACAAUGGCAUUCCUGUCGAGUCGUUGGCCUAUGUUUCCCCUACCGGGAUUUUAGGCUCUUGGUGCUCCAUAAUUAUCAAUAGUUUAAUCUUGAUUGCUCAGUUUUGGACAUCCUUGUUUCCCAAGGGAGAAGCGGAUGCAAAUAAUUUUUUCAAGAAUUAUUUGGGUGCUCCUGUUAUGAUAUUUUGUUAUAUUUGUCACAAAUUGUAUACUAGGAACUGGAGAUUAUGGAUUGCUGUUGAUGAGAUUGACGUUGAUAAGGAUCGGGUGAUUUACGACCCCGAAGUUUUGGAGUUGCAGAAUUUGGAAGAUAAGGAGAGGUAUAAUAAGGCCCCAUUUUGGAAAAAGGUAUUGAUUGUGUGCUUUGACUAA